This is a messenger RNA of Micromonas commoda, 213 nucleotides long. RefSeq lists its product with no specific name. The coding region runs from base 1 to 213 and encodes 70 amino acids. Lineage: Eukaryota; Viridiplantae; Chlorophyta; Mamiellophyceae; Mamiellales; Mamiellaceae. The record is from RefSeq and is a predicted model, not a curated record. The transcript has a single exon.
AUGGCGAUGACCAACUUCAUCCUCACCGCCGCGGCAGUCGCCGCGGUCGCGUCCAUGAUGCGCUACGACGUGAGGGGAUCGACGUCGAUGCUGCGUAGGAACAUGAGGCAGGUUAGGAUCUGGAUGGAGGAGGCCGGCGCGGAGGCGAAGAACGGGGAGAUGCCCAAGAUCGGAGACAAGACCAAGCCCCCGACCAAGGACCCCUCCGCGUAA